AUGCUUGCGAUCCAGUCUAUGGAGGGCCCUCCUCGCCCUCUUCCCGGUCCUCCGCCUUCGCUUGUAGGCCCAGAGCCUACUGAAGCUCGGCAGCCAAAGCCAAAGACUCUUCCAUGCAAGUACUGUAGCAAGCGAUUCAGACGUGUUGAGCACGUACAGCGCCAUGAGCGUACUCACACCAAGGAGAAGCCAUUCUCAUGUGGAUGGGAUCGCUGCGGAAAGACAUUCGGGCGAAGGGACCUUCUCGUCAGACAUGAGAAGCUCGUGCAUCUCAACGAAGGUAGCAAGGACAACAACCGACCAAGGAAGUUGUCAUCCAAUACGUCUUCUACUUCACAUAAGAGCUCAAUAUCUGAUGGUCAGAUAAACACUGAGACUAUUGGACAUCAACAUCUCAAUGCACCACGACCACCACCACCUCAGCAGCCCUUACCACAGCCUCAGUCAUUUCAUCAUGGGCCCCCUCCAGUUCCUCAACAAGGACCUCAAGAUCCCCGGACACAGCCUAGAUCUGCAGCUUGUAACCUGGAUCUUUUGUCUGACGCGGCCCUCGCGAGCUCAGUGACGCCUGUUCAGAGGAAUGCUAGUGCAGUACCCCUCCCUCCGCAUUCCCCGGAAUCUCGAAGGAAAAGUAGUUAUGGAGAGUCUAUCGUCGCGUAUACAACGGAACGUCCCCGAGAAGAUCAGCCUGUGGGGUCUGGAUAUGUACCUCAACAACCACCCGCAAGCUCAUAUGAUGAUUACAAUCCUUUCCUCGACGAAUAUGCGUCUUCUUCGCACUUUUUACCGCCGAAUUUCGACACCGAGCAACAGAUGUUGUACUCCAGAAACCAAGGAGCGGGCAUUCAGAGACGACCAUCAAAGUCCUCAUUUCUCCCAGGCCGGUUUCCUCCCAUGCAGACUGAAGCACGAGAUGUUGGGGACUCUGCCUCCCGAGGCAUCGACGAUUCAGCGCGACAGUCAGCCCUUCGCAUCUCAGUAGCCGAUCACACUGUAAUCAAGAACCGGCUUGAUGAGUUUUCCGCUGUUUUGCCUACUGACUUUGUAUUCCCAUCUCGGCAUACCUUGACGAGGUUUUUGGAGGGUUAUAUUAGCGGGCUUCACGAGCACUUGCCUUUUCUCCAUCUUCCAACCUUCUCACCUGCUGAGGCUUCCCCUGAGCUACUGCUUGCUAUACUCGCUGUGGGAGCACAAUAUCGCUUUGAGAAGAACAGAGGCUAUGCUCUCUGGUAUGCCGCCAAGGCUGUAGCGAUGGAACAGAUUCGACGAAGGCGUAUUUCCGAAGUCCAUGCUUUGUUGCCAACUGCUGCUGCGUACAGCCCUCACUCUACAAGACCCUCACCCAGUGCCACGUACCGCCACUCAUUUGCAUCUGCGCAGUCUGAGCGACCAGCUACACAGGAUACGCACCGAGAGCCUUCUCCAAAUACUCCUCAGGCCCGGAUUGAGACCAUUCAGGCAGUGUUGCUUCUUUUUGCCAUCGGUCUUUGGAACGUGCCGACAAUUUUGCAUGAAGCGUUAUCUCUGCAAAGUGUUUUGGCGAUUCUGAUCCGAGAAGAAGGUCUCGUGGCGGAUGUCAAUCAGAGUGCUGUCAAUGAUUGGGAAACCUGGAUCCGACUGGAGACAGCGACGAGGACGAAGCUCGUGGCUUACUGCUAUUUUAAUCUUUGCAGCAUUGCAUAUAACAUGCCGCCAUUGCUGUUGACAUCCGAGUUGAACCUCCUUCUACCUCAAAGAGGUAAGCUUUGGAGGGCUGAGACGGCCUGGCAAUGGCAAGAAAUGCGGCAAUCGACACCAAUGGUAGAACUCACCUUGCACGACGCUUUCUCACGACUCUUUGGCCGGACGAAUCAAGGACUUCCACAGCACAUGUCGUCUUUGGGAAGUUAUGUCCUCAUUCACGCCUUGAUCCAACACAUAUAUCUGUUGAAGCAGACCUCAUUUGCAACUGGUCUCCCAUAUAACAUUCAUCGAACCAUGAAGCCCGAGGAUGUCGAGGAGGUUUCACAGGCCCUUCGAGUGUGGCAGACAAGUUUUGAAGACCAACAUCAGCUCAGGGCGGCGGAAUCGGGACACUACAGCGUAUCGAACUCGAUCGAGGGCGGAACUUUGGACUUUACCGCGACGGCGUUAUUGCGUCAAGCCUAUAUCCGACUCUAUACCGAUGUGACUCCUUCGACCGCGCUCGAGACCCGGGAUCCGCUUUUGGUGGCGUCGGCCUUGAGCAGAACCCCCCUACUAGUACGAAGUCCAAGACUGCACCGGGCAGUGUUCCAAGCGAUCCAUGUUCUAUCUAUUCUAGUCAAAGAAGGAGUCAACUACGUCGCCAGUACCAAAUCAACGGAGUGGAGCAUUCAGCACUCACUGUGCAAUUUCGAGUGUGCCAUACUGGUCUCCAAAUGGCUUCUGACGAUCGCGGCGAUUGGACCGCAUGAUGCUCCUGCUUCCCCAGAAGAGAAGAACAUGCUUGAUAUGAUAAGCCGGAUGGUUGAUGAGACCGAGUUCGCAGUACCACCAAUCGACCCAUCACUUGCAGGACAAAACGAAAUGCCAUCAAGUGACAGCGCGAAGCUGCGGCGACUAGCCGCUCAGGUUGUUCGACUCUGGGCCGAGACUUUUGGAGGGAGACACAUCUUUGAGAUUGUCAAGGUCAUGGGCCAAAGUCUUGAAGCGUACGGCCAUUUGGUUGAGAAGCCGACAGACAGAAGCCCCCAAAACCGACUACUGGAGCCGGGCAUAAACUGA
Molecule: messenger RNA, 2745 nt
Organism: Fusarium sp. VM40
Lineage: Eukaryota; Fungi; Ascomycota; Sordariomycetes; Hypocreales; Nectriaceae
Source: the annotation of a GenBank genome assembly